Molecule: messenger RNA, 570 nt
Organism: Aphis gossypii (cotton aphid)
Lineage: Eukaryota; Metazoa; Arthropoda; Insecta; Hemiptera; Aphididae
Product: zinc finger MYM-type protein 1-like
Exons: 1
Coding region: 1-570 (189 amino acids)
Molecular function (GO): protein dimerization activity
Source: RefSeq, a predicted model, not a curated record
AUGACUGGAAGUGAUAAGUUAAGAAUAGAAACAUAUUUUACCAUACUGGACCGAGUGAAGAGUGAACUUGAAAAAAGAUGCGCUGCUUAUAUUAAUACAUUUGACAAAUAUGACUUUUUGACUAAUUUAAUACUACUUUCAUCAGAAGAAAUAACUCAAAAAGCUAACAAGCUUCAAGAAUUUUAUAACGAUGAUUUAGAAAAAUCAUUCGCUUGUGAAUGUGUUCAUUUUCGAGCAUAUCUUCAAAGUUUAAAUAAAAAUAUUGAUGGAGUUAUCGAAUUAUCAUUACACUUACGCGGUAAUAAUUUAGAUACAGUUUUUCCUAACGUAGAUAUUGCUUUACGUAUGCUUUUAUGUAUGGCAAUAACUAACUGUUCAGCCGAGAGGUCUUUUUCCACAUUAAAACGUGUAAAAAAUUAUUUGAGAGCAAGUAUGGAAGGGAAUAAAUUAAAUUCGUUGAGUUUAUUGGCAAUUGAAACUGAACUAGUGAACAAAAUGGACUUCGAUGCCAUUAUAGAUGAUUUUGCGACUCAAAAGUCGCGCAGAAAGGCGAUGAGUACUAGACAUUAA